Molecule: messenger RNA, 599 nt
Organism: Daphnia magna
Lineage: Eukaryota; Metazoa; Arthropoda; Branchiopoda; Diplostraca; Daphniidae
Gene: l(3)87Df
Product: cytochrome c oxidase assembly protein COX20, mitochondrial-like
Biological process (GO): mitochondrial respiratory chain complex IV assembly
Cellular component (GO): mitochondrion; mitochondrial inner membrane
Source: RefSeq, a predicted model, not a curated record
UACUGGUAAUUUAAAAUUCUCCUCUCAUUUGGCUACACUUUCAUGUUGUUUUGUAUGCACGUUCAUGUAGUUAUGUCAUUGGUAAUCGUCUUAGUUACUUUUUCACAGCAAUGUCUUCAUCUAACGAAGAUACAGAAAUUAAAGCCACCAUUCUUGGGAGAGAUCUAGGUAGUAUACCUUGUUUUAGGAGUUCAUUUCUAAAUGGAAUUGGUGGUGGACUUGCCAGUGGGCUUACAUACUUUUUGUUCACAAGUAAAGUGAGACAGGCCUGCAACACAGCAGUCCUUUCAUUUGCUGGGAUCACCUUGUCAUACUGGGUCUAUUGCAGAUAUAGAUGGUCACAAAAAAAAUUCAACAUGACGAUGCUUCAAACAGCCAUGAAAGAACAAGGAAGGGAAACUGAAAAUGAUCUCCAGGUUCCAAGGAGACCCCUAGAAAAAAGCUGAACCUUGAUCACAAUGUGUGCAUUAAUACCCACUGCUACUAAAUGACUGUUUGUUAGUUUAUUGAUGUAAGAAAUUCAGGAUACUUGAGUCUAGCUAAAAAGUCUGAAAAUUAGUUUUCUAAUGAAAUAAAAUUCUUCAAUUUUUUCUUUCAAA